Messenger RNA from Gigantopelta aegis, 6076 nucleotides. Its product is annotated as trinucleotide repeat-containing gene 6C protein-like. Gene Ontology annotation, biological process: miRNA-mediated gene silencing by inhibition of translation; positive regulation of nuclear-transcribed mRNA poly(A) tail shortening. The record is from RefSeq and is a predicted model, not a curated record. The transcript has 19 exons. The coding region runs from base 722 to 5137 and encodes 1471 amino acids. Gene Ontology annotation, cellular component: P-body; nucleoplasm. NCBI's taxonomy places the organism in Eukaryota, Metazoa, Mollusca, Gastropoda, Neomphalida, Peltospiridae. Gene Ontology annotation, molecular function: RNA binding; protein binding.
GGCAUUUAACAAGAAGUGGGAGCUAAGUAUGAGGUUGCCGAACUUGGCCUCUGUGAAGGCCUACUGGCUCAACUUAAACAAGUAAACCAAUUCUGUGGAAAUCUGCAAUAACGAUGUCUCGGCACCGGUGCUAUGUAGAUACUACAACAUUUUGAAACUGUUCACGUGUAUAUUUCCAAAGCAUUUUCUGUGAUAUAAGUGCAAUCUUUCCAGGGUAGGGAAACGGCCAUUGAAUUCCUCUAAAGCUGAUAUCCAAAGAUCUUUCAUCUUGCCUUGCAGUAUAAUCAACAAAUCCUGUUAUAAGGGUUAAUUCCAUCGCCAAAUCAAGAUUUUUGCACUGCCUUUCAUAUCUAAUCUCAGAUAACCAUAAUCAGUAUAGUCAUUAAAAGAUCUCGUGGGUCCAUGCCAUAUUCUUUCAAAAGUAUUUUAUUGAUUUGUUUCUAGUGACAAUGCAAAUUAACCUUUGCUUGAAGGUUGUGUUUUAAGAUUGCAUUCCAAGUAAGGGCAAGCAUAGUUAAGCAUUCUGAUACUAAGUCAAGUGCCUCUCUCUCAGGAUAUGAGAAAAUUAUUCCUUCCAAAUUCAAGGAAGUACAAUAAAUAUUCACAAACACUUUGUGAGCAAGUUUUUCUACUCUCCAAUCAUUUGUAAUUUAACAGUGAUCUUCAUUCUUAGGCAACGAAUUACUCAUCAUUUUAAGAACCAAAAGGUUCGUGGCAAGAAAUGCACCAAAUUGGAAGGAAAGGUGCUAAUCAAUGGCCUGCUAAUUGUUCGUGGGGAGGUAACGACGACAGGGGAGGUAACGACGACGGGGGCUGGAGUCAGGGACCAUCCGUUACGGGUAGUGGCUGGAACGAACCAGCUGCAAAGGACAAAAGUCAGGAUAUAGGAACUUGGAAUCCAUCGGAUUCGUCUGGCACUAGUUGGAACCAAAGCUCAGGCAAUACUAACGUAAUUGUGGAUUCUUCGGAUAAAGAGGCUUGGCCGUCCAUUGGAAACUGUGACAAUUGCUCUGAUGCCGGGGAUGAAACGGGCUCAGUUAAGUCGGGAUCUGUGAUAUCUAGCUCAAGUAGUCAUGGACCGAAUCACGAGACCAAUUCAGGGUCAUGUGCCAUGCCAAGUGCUUCCAGUUCUUGGAGCGCAACCUCCGUUUUCGGUGGUGUUGAAUCAAAUACUUGGGGGAUAAACAAUCCUUUGAGUACAUCCUCUGCCAAUGUGAAUCCUGUUGGUUGGGAUUCGCUAAAUCCACAUUCAAGUCUUUCCGUUUCUGUGAACAACAAAGGACAUAAUAUGCAAGUUGGAACCAGUAUUUCAGCUGGUGGUGAUAAUUCAUUAACUACAAUGAACUCCAAUGCCUCUGGCUAUAUGAGCUGGGGCAUGGGUGCCCCUGGGCAGGGCAACCCGAAACCACAAAAUUCCAUGCAGAUGCAAACCUCAAAUGGCAAAAAUAUGCAUGGUGCUGUGGUGCCUAGCAGUGGUGCUCAACGUGUCGACACUCUCGGGAGUGGCAAUCCGACUGGACCCGUGAAUAAUCAAAGUUCGUGGCAGGGUAGCAACGGUUCAUUUGGUGGCCUGUCAGGAUAUGCAAAGACCUCUGAGGGGGGAUGGAAUAAUUCAAGUGCUGUGAUGAACAAUAGUGGGAGCAGUGGCAAGGAAAAAAGUGGCAAUAACGGCAGUGGGGACACAGGAACUGCUGCGUGGGGCAAUCCUGAACCACCUGCCUCGGGCUUUUCAGCAACUUGGGGAGCAAAUCCACCUUCUCAAUCCCGCUCACAAUGGGACACUUCUAAGUCACAAGGGGCAGAUAAUCCAAAUGGUGCAGCUAAUAGUCAGGGAUCCGGCAAUAAAACAGAUAGUCUUUCUUGGGCGGAGGCUGCAGGCAAGGGAUUAAAUAUCAGUCACAGUUCCGGCAGUGAACUGCCUGUGACGGGUGUUGUGGCAGCCCGACCCACCAAAGAGGAAGAGUUUAUUCGAUGUGCCAUUGAGAGUCACGACGGGUGGGGAGCCCGGCCAGUGAGGCAGGACACUGGCUGGGAGACACAGGAAUCUCCAAAGACGAAACGCAAAUUCUCCACUGACAGUGGUGGCAAUGGCAAUGGUGGUGCAGCUAAUAUGUGGAACAAUAACAAUGGUACAGCAAUUUGGGAGGCAGUCCGUGCAAACAGCGGAGGGGGUGCUGGAGGGAAUGGAAAUGGAGCAGGAGGGGGUAACAGUGGAUGGAAUGGUGCUUCUGGUGGCAAUCAAUGGGAGGAAGAUUCCAACACUUGGAACGAUCCUUCUGCAAAACUCAAUCCAAAUUCAAUAGGUACGUGGGGAGGUGGAUCGGAUAAUGCACAAUCUAACAUGUGGGGGAACAAGACUGAAACUGGGUGUUGGGAUGAAAGUGGCCCCACUCGCCAGUCGGUUCAGUCGUGGGACGACCCCCAGGCAAGGAGAGACGCAGCCAGUGUGAACGACGGAACAAACUACUGGCGGGAGCCCAGCACCAGCUCCCGCUCAUCCAGCUGGAACAGUACCCCCAGCACCCCGGCCACCCCCAUGACGCCAAUGGCUCCACCGAUGCAACAGAUGCCACCACGAGAAAUCCAGAAGCCUGGUGCCACUGGAUCUGGUUGGGGAGAUCCCAACCCUGGCUGCAAGGUUGACGACGGUACCAGUAUCUGGGCAGCCAAUGCUCAGCAACAGGCACGUGCGAGUGGCUGGGGCGAUAUUCAGUGGAAUCCAGCCGUCGGUGCCAAGCCAAAGACUCCCUCUACCUCUAACUGGGAACCCGGGGACAAUUCCAGCUGGAACUCGAGAAAGGCUCCUCCGAAGUUCCCCAUUGUGAAUAAUCACCACCCACAGAUGAGAAGUAAACUGCUCCAACAGCUCAUGGACAUGGGCUACAAAAAAGAGGAAGCCCAGAAUGCAUUAAUCAGCAAUAAUAUGAAUGUAGAAAGUGCCCUGGCUGAUUUAAUGGCCAUUAACAGUGCCAACAAGAAGGAUCACGAGGUGGACGUGUUCCAGGUUAACGGGUCGAAACCCAAGCUGGCUGGCAUCGUCCCCGACAACGCCAUGCUGACCGACGACAUAUCAGACGCCCAGUCCGACAACAGCCCACAUGUGCCUAACUUCUCCAUGCAAAAUACUCCCUUUCCAAAUGCUCAAAUACCAAAUCAGCCAUUUAUGACAAGACCAGGACCUAGUCUGCCCUCUUCUAGUCUCAAUCCAAAUAAUUCCAGUAUUACCAAUCAUACAUUGCAACACAAACUCAUCCAGCAUAAGUUUCAGCAACAGCAGCAGCAGACCCAGUCGCUGAGCUCGAUGAGCUCGAUGAGCCCGACCCAGGGCCCGAUGAACCGCAGUCAGAUUCCACCCAACGCACAGAUCAUUCAACAGCAGGUCAGUCCUCAGAUGGCCCAGCAGCAGAUCCUACAGCAGCUGCACAUGGCCGUCCAGUCGGGGCUGAUCAGUGACCAGCUGCUGCAUCAGAAACUGCCGCACAACAUCCUCAUCCUGCUCCAGCAGCUGCUCCAGCACCAGAACAUCCUGCAGCAGUUCGUCACCAAGCAGCAGAUCCUGCAACAAAACAAGGCUGGGCUGAACCCGCAGCAGCGACAACAGCUAGAUCAAGUAACUGUGAUGAUCAACAACAUCAAACAACAGAUUCUACAGCUGCAAAAACAGCUUUCUCAGGCCCAGCAGAUGCUGCUCAAACAAACUCCGUCGCAGGGGCAGGCGCCACAGGGGGGUACCCCGACUCCACAGCCUAUGCCAAAUCCUGUGGACCCGACAAUCCCUCUCCAGACAGACCUGUCCACCCUGUCGAUGAAUCCACCAACUCAACCACAGUCUCGCCUCAACCAGUGGAAACGCCCGACCCCGGACAAGGAUGGUGCCGAUUCCAGUCUGGACAUAAACCGAGUGGUGGGAAGCAAGCCGCUGCAUCCUUCACAGAGCAUCCCCAACUUCGGCCAGUUCUCCGACCUGAGCGGGCUGAACAUCACGGGCGACACCACUUGGUCCACUCAGGCCACCACCUCGGCCGUCAACUGGCCAUCGACCAGUGCCGAGGGAACCACUUCUCAAGCCGAGACAAAGGACACCGAUCUCAGUGAAUCUCACCCACCCACACCCUCCACCACUACGACGGCAAUCAACCUCACUGAUGUGAUACCAGAGUUCAUCCCUGGCAAGCCGUGGCAGGGCUUCAAGAAUGUUGAAGAUGACCCACAUAUCACGCCCGGCAGUAUUAAGCGUUCUCUGAGUGUGAACGUCGUGAAGCCCGACCACCUGAACAAUCUGGCCAACGUCAAGUCGAGUCCCAGCCUGUCUGGCGCGGAGUCAGCCACCACGUGGAGUCGCGACAGUCAGGCGAUGACCGCCAUCACGUCCAAACAGUCGUGGAUUUCCUCGGCUGACACCGCCCCCGCCAUAUCAACGUCUGUCACAGAUGUCUGGAGUCUGCCGUCCGCCAAAAACAACCUCACUGCGAACAGACCACCCCCGGGGCUGUCCGGUCAGAGCAAGUGGGCACCAGGGGUCAAUCGGCAACACUCAUGGGCAGGCCACUCCGACUCCGCAUUCACUCCAGCAGUAAAUAGCCAGCAGUGGGACUCGAGAACAUCCAUUGCCUCCACUUGUCUCGUUUUGCGGAACUUAACACCACAGAUUGAUGGCUCCUUGCUGCGCACGCUCUGCGUGCAGCACGGCCCACUGCAGAAGUUCCACCUGGACCUGGGCCACAGCCAGGCGGUCGUGUGCUACUGCACCAAGGAGGAGGCCUCCAAGGCCCAGAAGGCCCUCAACACCUGUGUGCUGGGCAACACCACCAUCCUGGCCGAGUUUGUCCCAGAAAGCGACGCCAUCCGCUUCAUGGAACAGAGCAAUCCUAGUCAGUGGUCACAGAACUCCCAGUCCAGCUACAGCGGUCAUCCCGGCCCGGCACCCAUGUCACAGGGACAAGGUCACAGUCGGAGUCGACAGACCAGCCAGUUCUACAGCCGCCCGGACAACAGUCCCUGGAAUCCCGUGUCUUCGUCCAUGUCCGGGGGGGGCAACACCAUGUGGGGCUCCAUUUGGGGGGGCGGGGCCUCGACAGAUGAGCAGAUUUCUAAUCCUCUUCACUUUGGCAAUAUUCUAGGAGGGGAAUCCAUGUAAAUCUCUUCUUUUUGUUCUUUAAAAUAACAUGGAUUCCUUUCUUGUGACGUGAUCUCUUGUUGUAACGUGGGUUAGCUAGCGGUGGACGUGUUUACGUAGCUAGCGGUGGACUUAAGUAGCUAGCGGUAAACAUGUUUACGUAGUUGCUUACUUGUGUUCACAGCCAUGCUGUGCUCAGCGCCAGCUCGUCAACUCAUAGUGCAUGCAAACCUGGUGCUCACUGCUUCAAAGAAGUAAAGCACAUACUUUUAUUUUUAUACUUCUUGAGAAGUAUUCAAUGUCUUUCAGAAUUCCCAUAUUGUCUUGUCACUUGGGAUGGCCAGCUACUAGCGUAGCCUGGGGCCUAGUCAAAGGGAGGUUUUAAUGCCUUUUGACAGAGUUUAACCUCAGACUUUAUCAAAACAAAUAUAUAUAGAGAUAAAUAUAUAUGUGUGUGUAUAUCGUAUUGGCCAUUCAUGACUAAUGUCAAAUUGAAUUUAUUUGUAAUGCAGCAAAAUCAUAGUGCAAAUUUUGUUCUUUUAAUAUAACACUGAAAUGAUUGGUGUACUAUUUUUUUCUUGUUUGACAUGUAAAUCUGUCAGUUGGCAGGAAAAACUCCACCUGUGAUACUGGAUUUCUUGUGUGUUUGUUGUCUGUGUCAUUGAAUCGGGAUAGAAGUGCAUCUAGUGCUGUUAAUAAUUCUUCCAUGAAAAUGUUAUGAUAUUGGGUAUAACGAGUCGUCUCAGAUUGAUUGGUUUGCCAAUUUUUAUGUAUGCCAUCUUUAACUGCUGUAUUGUCUGUAAUAGUCCGUAUUCCUGCCCAAACUUGGAGAUUUAACUUAUAAUAUAUAUAUAUUAUAUGAAAGAAAAAAAAAAAAAAAAAAAAAAAAGGAAAACCACCAAAGUGAAAAAAAAAAACAAGAAAAAAAAAAAAAAAACCCCAAAAAAAACAAAACAAACA